Morus notabilis is the source of this 1100-nucleotide messenger RNA. RefSeq names its product pentatricopeptide repeat-containing protein At1g06710, mitochondrial. NCBI's taxonomy places the organism in Eukaryota, Viridiplantae, Streptophyta, Magnoliopsida, Rosales, Moraceae. The coding region runs from base 139 to 822 and encodes 227 amino acids. Gene Ontology annotation, biological process: endoplasmic reticulum membrane fusion. Gene Ontology annotation, molecular function: GTPase activity; protein binding. The transcript has 5 exons. Gene Ontology annotation, cellular component: endoplasmic reticulum. The record is from RefSeq and is a predicted model, not a curated record.
UCCCUUUCUCAUCGUGGAAUAGUUUUUGUUUUUAUAGCAUUUUAGGACAAGAAUCUGUUUGAAUCAGAUUCUUGUCCAGAGCCACCCACGGCCCACCCAUCCUCACCCUCACCCACCGGCACCGCCGCCCUAUUCUUGAUGUUAUGUUUUGUUACAAAAUCGAUACAAAAUCUAAGGGAUUAUGCAAGAAAUGUGGUUGAGAAAAAGGCAAGGGAAGAAGCUGGAAAGGUUUUGAUCCGCAUGAAAGAUAGUUUCUCAACAGUCUUCAAUCAUGACAAUGAUUCGAUGCCAAGGGUCAGGACUGGGAAAGAAGACAUUAGAGCUAUUACAAAGGAAGCUCGUUCUGCUCAUAUGGCGAGCUACCACAAGGUUAUUGAAGGUUACAGCAGAGAGUUCCUAGCCUCUCUCGGGAUUUUAAACGAGGCUGGAAAACUGGAAGUGGCUUUGGAGUUGUAUGAGGAGAUUUCAUCCUUUACACACUUAACUCCUUUGAGCAGGAAUAUGUAUAAUUCAAUUAUUGAAAGCCUCUCAAAUACAAGUAAGGUUGGAAAGGGAUUUGAACUGUUUGCAGAUAUGUUAAGGCGAGGUGGAAUUCCGGAGUUAAGUACGUUUGUUCAACUUAUCAAAGGACUAACUAGAGUUAAUAAGUGGGAUGAAGUUCUUCAGCUAUCGGAUAGCAUAUGUCAGAUGCUAUAUUGCCGGAAUAAAUGCAUACUGCUGCUGCUGCUGCUUUGUUGUUGUUGUUGUUGUUCUUCUUCUUCUUCUGCUGCUGCUUUGUUGCUGUUGUUGUUGUUGGUGUUUGUAGCUAUAUUGCCGGAAUAAAGCUGCUGCUGCUGCUGCUUUGUUGUUGUUGCUAUUGUUGUUUGUAGCUAUAUUGCCGGAAUAAGUGCAUGCUGCUGCUGCUGCUCGUUGUUGUUGUUGUUUGUAGUUAUAUUGCCGGCUGCUGCUGCUCGUUGUUGUUGUUGUUGUUGUUGUUUGUAGCUAUAUUGUCGGCUGCUGCUGCUGCUGCUCGUUGUUGUUGUUUGUAGCUAUAUUGCCGGAAUAAAUGCAUGCUACUGCUAGCUGCUGCUGCUACUGUUGUUAUUGUUGCUGUUGUUUGU